Peromyscus eremicus (cactus mouse) is the source of this 1395-nucleotide messenger RNA. It is a transcript of the gene Hnrnph3, whose product is annotated as heterogeneous nuclear ribonucleoprotein H3. Gene Ontology annotation, molecular function: RNA binding. Gene Ontology annotation, biological process: regulation of RNA splicing. The record is from RefSeq and is a predicted model, not a curated record. Bases 151 to 1176 code for a protein of 341 amino acids. Lineage: Eukaryota; Metazoa; Chordata; Mammalia; Rodentia; Cricetidae. Gene Ontology annotation, cellular component: ribonucleoprotein complex; nucleoplasm. The transcript has 10 exons.
GGGGGAGAGAGAAAAAAAAAAAAAACCGUUGUCGGGAGCGCUCCCCGCGGACGAGCCGGCCGUCCCUGCCCGCGAGCGUCGGCGUCGGCGUUACUAGCGCCUCACAGGGUAUCCGAAGUAGAAGGGGCAUUUAAAUCAAGCGGUAUUGAAAUGGAUUGGGUUAUGAAACAUAAUGGUCCAAAUGACGCUAGUGAUGGGACAGUGCGACUUCGAGGACUGCCAUUUGGUUGCAGCAAAGAGGAGAUAGUUCAGUUCUUUCAAGGGUUGGAAAUCGUGCCAAAUGGGAUAACAUUGACGAUGGACUACCAGGGGAGAAGCACAGGGGAGGCCUUCGUGCAGUUUGCUUCAAAGGAGAUAGCAGAAAAUGCUCUGGGGAAACACAAGGAAAGAAUAGGGCACAGGUAUAUUGAGAUCUUCAGGAGUAGCAGGAGUGAAAUCAAAGGAUUUUAUGAUCCACCAAGAAGACUGCUGGGACAGCGACCGGGACCAUAUGAUAGACCAAUAGGAGGAAGAGGGGGUUAUUAUGGAGCUGGGCGUGGAAGUAUGUAUGACAGAAUGCGACGAGGAGGUGAUGGAUAUGAUGGUGGCUAUGGAGGUUUUGAUGACUAUGGUGGCUAUAAUAAUUAUGGCUAUGGAAAUGAUGGCUUUGAUGACAGGAUGAGAGAUGGAAGAGGCAUGGGAGGACAUGGCUAUGGUGGAGCUGGUGAUGCGAGUUCAGGGUUCCAUGGUGGUCAUUUUGUGCACAUGAGAGGGCUGCCUUUUCGUGCGACUGAAAAUGAUAUUGCUAAUUUCUUCUCACCACUCAAUCCAAUCCGAGUUCAUAUUGACAUUGGAGCCGAUGGCAGAGCAACAGGAGAGGCAGAUGUAGAGUUUGUGACCCAUGAAGAUGCAGUGGCUGCCAUGUCUAAAGAUAAAAACAACAUGCAACAUCGAUAUAUUGAACUCUUCUUGAAUUCCACUCCCGGAGGUGGCUCUGGAAUGGGAGGUUCCGGAAUGGGAGGCUAUGGCAGAGAUGGAAUGGAUAAUCAAGGAGCCUAUGGCUCUGUCGGGAGAAUGGGAAUGGGGAACAACUACAGUGGAGGAUACGGCACUCCUGAUGGAUUGGGAGGUUACGGUCGUGGUGGUGGAGGCAGUGGAGGUUACUAUGGGCAAGGUGGAUGGCGUGGGAUGUACUGAAAACACCACCAACGUACAAGUCCUAACAACAGCAUCUGUCUACUAGACUUUCUUACAGAUUGAAUUUCUUUUGUAUUUCAAGAACUUUAUAAUGACUGAAGGAAUGUGUUUUCAAGAUAUUAUUUGGUAAAGCAACAGAUUGUGAUGGGAAAAAUCUGUUUUCUGUAGGUUUUAUUUGUUGCAUACUUUGACUUAAAAUAAAUUUUUAUAUUGAAACCA